This is a messenger RNA of Rubroshorea leprosula, 453 nucleotides long. NCBI's taxonomy places the organism in Eukaryota, Viridiplantae, Streptophyta, Magnoliopsida, Malvales, Dipterocarpaceae. The record is from the annotation of a GenBank genome assembly.
CUUAAUAUAUUUUUAUUAAUAAUCACCUAAACAAUUCAGUGGUAAUAGGACGAUGAGCAUGAUAUGGAAGUUGAUACUGCUACCUCUUCACUUCAAGCUUCUGCAAAACAUCCGUUGCCGGAGCUGGAAAUCUACUGCUACUUGCUGGUCUUGAUAUUUCUGAUUGAUCAAAAGAAGUACGAUGAGGCAAAAGCUUGCUCCUCUGCAAGCAUUGCUCGGCUGAAGAACGUGAAUAGGAGGACUGUUGAUAGACAACAACAAGAACAAGAACUAGCAAAGCACAUCGCAGAGGAGGAUGACGAUGAGUUCUGAACUUCUGAUUUAAUCACUUUCAAGAGGCAUCACUUAGACCUGCAUAAUGCCUUCAUCAAGAUGUGCAUUUCUCUUUCCUUGAAAUUCUGGGCAAAAAUGUUAUAAUUUUGAACUUGGCUUGCCAUAGAUAUUUAUGUUGUU